GUGGUGACAGGACUCUCUGGGGGCCACUAUGAUGUAUGUAUUUUAUCCACACCGUCCAUCCGUUUUGCCAGCUCGGAAUGAGCGCAAAAUUGAAGUAUAUACAGCUCAAGUGGACCACAUCACAGGAACGGUCAGGAUACUGACGUACACCAUUGAAACCUUCGUAGGGCCUACUCGCGAUGUUUAUCUUCCAUCCAACCUGUUCAUAACGUUACACAUACCUGGAUGAAUGGAAAACACAAAUAUCAGCUUGAUCAAAAACUUCAGUGGUCCCCAAAAAUUUUUCAACGGCAGGCAUUCAAUCUGCACUAUUUCCUAUGGUGUGGUCCACUUGAGCUAUAGAUAUACUUCAAUUUCGUGCUUAUGGAAUAAAAUGAUCUGGAAAAACAGAUGGACGGCAUGGAUAAAACAAAUACAUCACGGUGGGCCCCACAUGGUCCUGAGUCGGGUCACCACCCAAUCCGCGUCCGACUCGCCAUCCUUCCGUCCGCCACGUGGCGCAUUCUCCCGCCCAUUGCUUCCCCUUCUUAAGUCUACCCGCUCGUUGUUCUAACUUCCUCUCUCCCCUCUCCAAACCAAUUCAAACCUUCCAUUUUUCAGCCUCAAAAAAGAAAAAGAAAAAGAAAAAGAAUUCAAAACUCUCCAUUGUUUAAUGCAAUCAAUGUCUUUUCUCUAGAGAGAGAGAGAGAGAGAGAGAGAGAGAGAGAGGGAUGCUGCAGAGAGCUGCCAGCAACGCUUAUUCCUGGUGGUGGGCCAGCCACGUCAGGACAAAGCAGGGAAAAUGGCUGGAACAAGGACUCCACGAUAUGGAAGAGAAAGUGAAGUUCAUUCUCCAAAUCAUUGAGGAGGAUGGGGAUUCCUUCGCCAAGAGGGCGGAGAUGUACUACAAAAAAAGACCCGAGCUUCUAAACUUCGUAGAAGAGUCUUACCGAGCUUACAGAGCGUUGGCCGAAAGAUAUGAACACAUUUCAAGAGAAUUGCACAAUGCCAACAAGACCAUUGCAAACGUCUGUCCUGACCAAGUUGAAUUUGAAAUGGACGAUGAUGCAGAUGACGAUCAAGUGCCUGAAAAGCUGCCGAAUCCACCGUCUCCAGCGCCCGAACAGCUGCCGAAACCACCAUCUCCAGAUCCCAGCAAGAUUCAAAAGCCAGUGCCUGAAAACCCAAAUUUUAAUUUGAAGGCUAAUGCACCGAGGAAAGAUCGGAAAAGUGCAUUGCCCCCAAAACCAAAGAAACCUCAAUCUAAAAAGAUUGCUUCUCAAAAGAGCAAAGAUGAGGCACACGAAAAGAUCGAUAAGCUUCAGAAGGGGAUCUUGCUUUUGCAGACCGAGAAGGAAUUCGUCAAGAGCUCGUAUGAGAGCGCGCUCGCAAAGUACUGGGACAUUGACAAUCAGAUCAUAGAGAUGCAAGAGGAGAUUUGCAGCUUGCAAGAUGAAUUCAGUGUCGAUGCAGAUGAAACAGUGAUCGAAGACAAUGAGGCUCGGGCUCUAAUGAUGGCCAUGGCUCUAAAAUCGUGUAAAGAUACCUUAGUUCAGUUGCGGGAGCGACAGAAGAGAUCGAUGAGAGAUGGGAGAGUAGAGUCACAAAGGGUUAACAAUGCCAAAGAGAGGUUGAAGGCUCUCAAGGACGGAUCUCUUGAGCAUUGGACUGAAAACGGGAAGCUCUCGGAUUCCACCGCUGAGAACUCAGAGGGAGAUUUUUGUGUCCUGAAACAAGAACGAUUAGAAUUGCAAUCGAUAUGCGAGAAAAUCAAGGGAUAUUUUGAUAUGAAUUCUAAUACAACUACAACUGUGAUGGAACUUGUGGAGAUGGUGGAUGGACUUGUAACUGUAGUCCUUGGAUUGGAAACCACAGUUUCAUCACAGACUGCUGCAGUGGAGAGAUUGAGAUCUGAAAUGGAUGAACUUCAGAAGUGCUUAAUCGGCUUGGAAGAAGAUAAGGAUUGGAGUGGCAAGGUAACAGAACUGGAAGAGGAGCUGCAUGGAGUGCAGGAUCUCAACCAAUCUGUCAAAGAUCGGAACAAUGAGCUUUCGAGGAGUUUUACAGAAACAUGUCAUACCUUCAAUGGUCUCUUUGAGAAACUUGAUCCACCUAAACAAAAGGAUGAAGAAGUUGAGAUUACAGGUUCAUCCAAAGAGAGAGUUUCCCUCAAUGCGGGCAGACCGCAUGAACCGGCCCAAGAAGGGGAAGCUACUAUCCAUUCGGUAAAUUCGAUGGACAAGACAAGAGCACUAGAAGUGGAUGGAAUUGAUAUCGGGACGUACAAACAACUCACAGAAGAAGAUUCACUGGACUGGCAGCAGCUAUUCUUAAAUGGGUUGGAAGAUCGCGAGAAGAUUUUGAUGAUGGAGUACACAUCUAUCCUUCGUAAUUAUAAGGAAACGAAGUUAAGGCUCUCUGAAAUGGAGAAGAGAAGCCAAGAAACACUUGCGAAGGUUACGGAAUUAAACAGCUCCAAUGCCACAAAGGAUGUGGAGAUUUGGUCUCUAAGACAGAAACUGGGCCUUCCCCAUACAAGCUCGCUUGGAAACCCUGACACCGACACCCAUUUGAUAGAGUUGAAAGAUUCAGCAGUAAACAGAUCGAAAUCUUCCGACUACGAUGCAAAGACGACAUACUUCCCAAGUAACAAGAUUUUGGCAGAGCUAUUAUACGAGCAAAAUGGCAAGUCCAUAGCAAGAAGAGGUUAUUCAAGCACAUCGAUGCUAACAGAAACUCCACCUAAGAAAGAAGGUAGCACGGUAGCAACUGAAGAAAAGCAUGUCCCUUCUGGGAUUGAAGAGAAAUUCCGACGGGACAUUGACCAACUGCUGGAGGAGAAUCUCCAGUUCUGGUUGAGAUUCAGCUCAUCAUUUCAUCAGAUACAGAAAUUCCAAACAGUCGUACAAGAACUCCAAACUGAAGUAUCAAAAUUGAGGAAGGAAAGCAAGAAGCAAGACAGCAGCACGAAGCAGCAAGACAGCAGCACCAAUGCUUCGGACCUGCCGUCCACGGAAGCGGUCCAGAUCAACAAACGGAUCAAAGAUGUACAGACUGAGUUGUUCCUCUGGUUAGAACAGAAUGUACUAAUGAAGGAAGAACUGCAGUGCAGAAUGUCAUCCCUAGGCAACAUACGAGAAGAGAUCUCAAAAGCUUUGAAGACUUGCUCUGAAUCAGAAAAAGCUGAAUUCACUUCCCAUCAGGCUUCAAAGUUUCAAGGGGAGAUUCGGAACAUGCAACAAGAGAAUAAUAAGGUUUCCGAUGAACUGCAGGCUGGCUUAGAUCAUGUGAGGAAACUUCAAAUAGAAAUACAGAAGCUGUCAAAAAUGCGUGGGAUCGAGCCAUUGGGAUCGAAAAACAGUAAUAACCGAUACCACAAUGUGAGAUACUCGACGAGCCGGAAUAAAAUUCCACUACGGAAUUUCAUCUUCGGUGCCAAACCCAAGAAACCAUUGGUUGGUUCGGGCGAGAAUCCGGCAGUGCAGAAACAAUUAACAGAUGGCACAGGAGACAAGUCUCCCACGUAAAUUUGUUUCGAUUCAUGGGAUUUUUUUCUACCUUCUCUGUAGAUUCUUUAUUUUCUGUUGAGAAUUCCUUUUAUUGAGAUGAAAUUCAAUGAUACAUUUUUUUAAUUGGAAAUCUGAGGUCUUUAUGCAUAUGUU
Messenger RNA from Magnolia sinica, 3641 nucleotides. Its product is annotated as protein NETWORKED 2A-like. The transcript has 2 exons. The record is from RefSeq and is a predicted model, not a curated record. Lineage: Eukaryota; Viridiplantae; Streptophyta; Magnoliopsida; Magnoliales; Magnoliaceae. Gene Ontology annotation, molecular function: actin binding. Bases 711 to 3506 code for a protein of 931 amino acids.